Neomonachus schauinslandi (Hawaiian monk seal) is the source of this 2388-nucleotide messenger RNA. It is a transcript of the gene TRIM9, whose product is annotated as tripartite motif containing 9. NCBI's taxonomy places the organism in Eukaryota, Metazoa, Chordata, Mammalia, Carnivora, Phocidae. The record is from RefSeq and is a predicted model, not a curated record. Gene Ontology annotation, molecular function: zinc ion binding; protein binding.
AUGGAAGAGAUGGAAGAGGAGUUAAAAUGCCCUGUGUGCGGCUCCUUCUAUCGGGAGCCCAUCAUCCUGCCCUGCUCUCACAAUUUAUGUCAAGCGUGCGCCCGCAACAUCCUGGUACAGACCCCGGAGUCUGAAUCGCCCCAGAGCCGUCGGGCUUCGGGCUCCGGGGUCUCCGACUAUGACUAUCUGGACCUGGACAAGAUGAGCCUGUACAGCGAAGCGGACAGCGGCUAUGGUUCCUACGGGGGUUUCGCCAGUGCCCCCACUACCCCGUGCCAGAAGUCCCCCAAUGGCGUCCGCGUGUUCCCCCCCGCUAUGCCGCCACCGGCCACCCACCUGUCACCGGCCUUGGCCCCGGUGCCCCGCAACUCCUGUAUCACCUGCCCCCAGUGCCACCGCAGCCUCAUACUGGAUGACCGGGGGCUCCGCGGCUUCCCCAAGAACCGCGUCCUGGAAGGGGUAAUUGACCGCUACCAGCAGAGCAAAGCCGCAGCCCUCAAGUGCCAGCUCUGCGAGAAGGCGCCUAAGGAGGCCACCGUCAUGUGCGAACAGUGCGAUGUCUUCUACUGCGAUCCGUGCCGCCUGCGCUGCCACCCGCCCCGAGGGCCCCUAGCCAAGCACCGCCUGGUACCCCCGGCCCAGGGCCGCGUGAGCCGGCGACUGAGCCCGCGCAAGGUCUCCACCUGCACAGACCACGAGCUGGAGAACCACAGCAUGUAUUGCGUGCAGUGCAAGAUGCCUGUGUGCUACCAGUGCUUGGAGGAGGGCAAACACUCCAGCCAUGAAGUCAAAGCUCUGGGGGCCAUGUGGAAACUGCACAAGAGCCAGCUCUCCCAGGCGCUGAACGGACUAUCAGACAGGGCCAAAGAAGCCAAGGAGUUUCUGGUGCAGCUCCGCAACAUGGUCCAGCAGAUCCAGGAGAACAGCGUGGAGUUUGAGGCUUGCCUGGUGGCCCAAUGUGAUGCCCUCAUCGAUGCCCUCAACAGAAGGAAAGCCCAGCUGCUUGCACGUGUCAACAAGGAGCAUGAACACAAGCUGAAGGUGGUUCGAGAUCAGAUCUCUCACUGCACAGUGAAAUUGCGCCAGACCACAGGUCUCAUGGAGUACUGCCUGGAGGUCAUUAAGGAAAAUGAUCCUAGUGGCUUUUUGCAGAUUUCUGACGCCCUCAUAAGGAGAGUGCACCUGACUGAGGACCAGUGGGGGAAAGGCACGCUCACUCCCAGGAUGACCACGGACUUCGACCUGAGUCUGGACAACAGCCCUCUACUGCAAUCCAUUCACCAGCUUGACUUCGUGCAGAUGAAAGCUUCCUCUCCAGUCCCAGCAACCCCCAUCCUGCAGCUGGAGGAGUGCUGUACUCACAACAACAGCGCCACGCUGUCCUGGAAACAGCCACCCCUGUCCACGGUGCCUGCCGAAGGCUACAUUCUGGAGCUGGAUGACGGCAAUGGUGGUCAGUUCCGGGAAGUGUAUGUUGGAAAGGAGACGAUGUGCACCGUGGACGGUCUUCACUUCAACAGCACAUACAACGCUCGCAUCAAGGCCUUCAACAAAACAGGAGUGAGCCAGUACAGCAAGACCCUGGUCCUCCAAACGUCUGAGGACACAGAUUCAGAAGAACAGACACUCCCUUUUCCAGUGCCUUCGGAAAGAUUGCCGCUCCGUAGAAUGAGUCCUUUCUCCUCCACCCUUAAUCUACAACCCAGCUUUCCCGGGAGAUCCUACUUUGAUUUACGAUCCUCACCCCACCAGCUGAGCUUGCAUUCUUCUUUGCAGUCUCUCAAUGUACCGGGAUGCAGCUUUGAGCCGCAGUCUGCACCUUACUCUCAGUUAGUUGACAUUAAAAAGCUGUUGGCAGUGGCCUGGUUUGCUUUCGACCCCGGUUCGGCACACGCUGACAUCAUCUUCUCCAACGACAACCUGACUGUGACCUGCAGCAGCUACGAUGACCGGGUGGUGCUGGGGAAGACCGGCUUCUCCAAGGGCGUCCACUACUGGGAGCUAACCGUGGAUCGCUACGAAAACCACCCUGACCCUGCCUUCGGCGUGGCUCGCAUCGACGUGAUGAAGGAUGUGAUGUUAGGGAAGGACGACAAAGCUUGGGCAAUGUAUGUGGACAAUAACCGGAGCUGGUUCAUGCACAACAACUCGCACACCAACAGAACUGAGGGAGGGAUCACCAAGGGGGCCACAAUCGGGGUCCUCCUCGACUUGAACAGGAAAACCUUGACCUUUUUUAUCAACGACGAACAGCAGGGUCCCAUAGCCUUCGAGAACGUGGAAGGCCUGUUCUUCCCGGCGGUGAGCCUGAACAGGAAUGUGCAGGUCACGCUUCACACCGGGCUCCCGGUCCCUGACUUCUACUCCAGCAGAGCAUCAAUAGCCUAA